Messenger RNA from Diaporthe batatas, 1966 nucleotides. RefSeq lists its product as uncharacterized. The transcript is spliced from 4 exons. The coding region runs from base 124 to 1842 and encodes 572 amino acids. Lineage: Eukaryota; Fungi; Ascomycota; Sordariomycetes; Diaporthales; Diaporthaceae. Gene Ontology annotation, molecular function: iron ion binding; monooxygenase activity; heme binding. The record is from RefSeq and is a predicted model, not a curated record.
CUUUGUGUGUGUUACAUACACAUCAUGACGUUUCGCCUCUCCUCCUCUCCUCGAGCUUAGCCACAUCAUCCUGCACUAUAAACCUGAGAUGGGCUCACACCUUCCGCUUACUGCAUCGCAACAAUGGCUUUCCUAACCGGCUGGGCUGCAACCUGGGUUGUCGGAGUCGUCCUGGUUGCUCUGUUCCUGCAGUCGGCCCUCAGAAAAAGUGGCAUCACGAGAGGUGGGGCUCCCCUGAGGACACCUCCCAACACGUUGCCCCUUGUCGGCAACGGCAUCUUGUUUCUGCAGGCCCGCCAGAAGCUCUUCUCGUGGUUCGCAAAGUGCGAGCGCAUCUUUGGCCACGAGACCUUUGAGUUGUAUGUCCCCAGCCUGCCCCCGGGCGUGGUCAUCAACGACCCUGUCAAUCUAGACCAUGUCUUCAAGAACGAAGCCAUUUUCUCAAAGGGCGAUUUUGUCAAGAAGCCCCUGUGGGACCUUUUCGGCCACGGCAUCAUCAACUCCGAUGGCGAGCUGUGGAAGAUCCAGCGCAGGGCCGGCCUGGCCUUCCUCAACACCAAGAACCUGCAGGUCCUCACCGAUGUCGCCCUGCCGCAGUACCUGGCCCAGAGCGUCGAGUUCCUCAAGUCGAGGUCUCGCGACGUGCGGGAGGCCGACCUGCAGUCCGUGUUCCAUGAGAUCACCACCCAGCUGAUGGGCAAGCUGGCCUAUAACAUGGAGAUGCACGCCGACGAUGACUUCACCCUCGCCUUUGACUACGCCUCAGGCGCCGCUGCAGAAAGGGUGCAGAACCCGCUCUGGCGCGCCACCGAGGUUUUCUUCGGCGCCAGGUUGCGCAAGUCGAUUUCCAUCGUAAAGACGUACGGCAAGCAGAUCGUAGACAAUGCCAUACGGGACCGUGAACGUGCCGCCGCAAAGGGGACGUCCCCCGGCCGUCCCAGCGCCGCAGACAGCGACGAGAAGCUCGACAAGAUCUCUGGGAGCCUGAUCCAGUCGUUGCUCGACGCCAUCGGGGACCGUGGGAUAGUCGCAGAUUCUGCUCUUAAUUAUUUAUCCGCAGGUAUCUUGGCUCACCCUCCUCACGGACUCCAGCAAGAACCCGAUGCUAACCAACACGCCCAAACCCAUCCAGGUAGGGACACCACCGCGCAGGCAUUGACGUGGACAUUCCACCUGCUCAUGCACCACCGCUACACCCUGGCCAAGAUCCGCCAGGAGGUCCAGCAGGCCCUCGAGACGCAGCGUGGCGGCGCCUCCUCGUCAUCCUCCUCCUCCUUGUCGUCGUCUGCGGCGGAUACUACGCCCACCCUCCCCGUGGACCCGACCCUCUUCACGCCGGCCUCGAUGCCCUACACCCUCGCCAUAUUCAACGAGUCCCUGCGCCUGUACCCGCCCAUCCCCUUCGAGAUCAAGCAGGCCAUGUCCCCCACGACCCUGCCCGACGGGACCUUCCUGCCCGCGGGAGCGGUCGUGGUCUGGUGCCCCUGGGCCAUGAACCGCUCGCGGCUGACCUGGGGCGAGGACGCGGACGAGUUCAGGCCCGAGAGGUGGCUGGUGGCUGGCGGCGGCGGCGACAAGGCAGCAGCGGUGAUGCAGAGGAGCGCGAGCGAGUUCCCCGUGUUCAACGGCGGGGCGCGCCUGUGCCUGGGCAAGAGGAUGGCGGAGCUCAUCGCGGUGCAGGUCAUCGCCACCGUGGCGUGGACGUUUGAGUUCGUGCCUGCGUACGAGGGCCGCGAGAGGAAGAGUAAGAGCAGCCUCACGCUGCCCAUGGACGGCGGCCUGCCGGUCUUUGUUAAGGUGAGAUCUCGAGGGGGGCGGGAUGACGAUGGUCUUGUGCCAUGAUGCCUUCUCGUUGUCGAUACUUAGUGAUCCAUCUGUCUGCUUGAACUACACUACCUGCGAUUCUAAUUUGGGUCAUGGUGGUGGCCCGAAUGAGAAUGAUAUCAAAGUACGAAUUAACAUGUGA